This is a messenger RNA of Stomoxys calcitrans (stable fly), 3374 nucleotides long. It is a transcript of the gene Hsc70Cb, whose product is annotated as heat shock 70 kDa protein 4. Lineage: Eukaryota; Metazoa; Arthropoda; Insecta; Diptera; Muscidae. The record is from RefSeq and is a predicted model, not a curated record. Gene Ontology annotation, biological process: protein folding. Gene Ontology annotation, cellular component: nucleus; cytosol. The transcript has 7 exons. Gene Ontology annotation, molecular function: ATP-dependent protein folding chaperone; ATP binding. The coding region runs from base 219 to 2732 and encodes 837 amino acids.
UUCUAGAAGGUUCGUGAGAGGGAGAGGAACGACAUAUCAAUUUUUGAUAUCACAAUUGAAAAAGAAACGCGUUGAGAAACACUCGAAAGAAAUUUCCAAAAGAAUUUCUGGAAGUUGUGAUUUUUGAGGCUGUUUGAGAAGAAAACGAAAUAUAACCAAGAAAUCAAAGGUUUUUUUUUUCAUACACCUAAAUAGAAGAAUCAGUGAAAAAAGGAGAAAUGUCUGUGAUUGGUAUUGAUUUUGGAAGUGAGUCUUGCUACAUUGCCGCAGCCAAGGCUGGUGGUAUUGAGACUCUGGCCAAUGACUACAGUUUGAGAGCGACACCAUCAUGUGUGGCUUUCGAUGGCAAAAAACGUAUUAUCGGCGUCGCCGCCAAAAAUCAGCAAGUCACAAAUAUGAAAAACACCGUUAGUGGCUUCAAACACUUACUGGGCCGCAGAUUCAAUGACCCACAUGUACAGCGUGAACUUAACAGCAUUCCAACAAAAGUCAAAGGCUUGCCCGAUGGCAGCAUCGGCUAUCAGGUCAACUACUUGGACCAAGAGCAAUGCUUUACUCCAGAGCAGUUGACUGCAAUGUUAUUUACCAAGUUGAAGGAGACUUCCACAAAUGCUUUGGAGGCUCAGGUAAACGACUGUGUUAUCACUUGUCCUGUGUACUUUACAAAUGCAGAACGUAAGGCUCUACUAGAAGCUGCUCAUAUCGCCGGCCUUAAUGUUUUGCGUCUGAUGAACGAGACUACGGCAACGGCUUUGUCGUAUGGCUUCUAUAAGCAGGACUUGCCCGAGGACAAACCCCGUAAUGUCAUCUUUGUCGAUUGCGGCCAUGCUUCACUGCAGGUCAGUGCAUGUGCUUUCACAAAAGGCAAACUCAAGAUGCUGGCCAGCAGCUGGGAUCAGAUUGGAGGACGCGAUUUCGAUACCACUUUGGCCGAGUAUUUUGCCAAGGAGUUCUUGGAUCGUUACAAGAUUAAUGCAAAAACGAAUGCUCGCUCAUGGCUGCGUCUUUUAACUGAAAUUGAAAAGUUGAAGAAACAAAUGUCGGCCAACAGCACGAAAUUGCCCUUGGGCAUUGAGUGCUUUAUGGAUGAAAUCGAUGUCUCAUCAAGCAUGCAGCGCUCGACAAUGGAAGAACUGUGUGCUCCCUUGUUCCAGCGUGUAGAAAUGACAUUUAAGAGAUUGUUGGCCGAAUCAAAGUUGACAUUGGAUGAGAUCCAUUCGGUGGAGGUUGUGGGAGGCAGCACACGCAUUCCGGCUAUCAAACAGUUGAUUGAAAAUGUAUUUGGCAAACCGGCUAGCACUACUCUAAAUCAGGACGAGUCUGUGUCCCGUGGUGCUGCCUUGCAGUGUGCCAUUAUGUCACCGGCCGUGCGUGUUCGUGAAUUUGGUGUUACCGACAUACAAAACUAUGCCGUUAAGGUUAUCUGUGAUGGAGAAGGUUCUGCGACAGGCAGUAGUGGCCUUGAGGUUUUCUCCGUUUUCCAUACCGCUCCAUUCAGUCGUAUGCUGACACUACACCGCAAAGAACCAUUUACAGUCACCGUUCUAUAUGCACAACCAAUUCCCUAUCCGGAUCCCACUAUUGGUCGCUGGACUAUUAAGGAUGUUAAGCCCACCGACAAGGGAGAGCUUUCGACGAUUAAGGUGAAGGUUCGAAUUAAUCAUCAUGGUAUUGUUUUGAUCUCGAGUGCACAUUUGGUGGACAGCAAGGAGGUGGAGGAGCCUGUUACUCCACAACCCGCCGAGCCGGCCAGUGCAGAACAACCAGCUGUCGGUGAGCAGCAACAGAACAAUGGCGAGCCCAUGGAAGUGCAGCAAGAGGCUUGUAAUGAUAAUGAGGACGAUGAUAGUACAAAUACUGCCUCAUCACCUGGCGGACAAGGGUGGGCUCAACGGGUCAAGGGCUGGUUUACUCCGGGUACGGAAAAGAAGAAGAAGAACACAAAGAUGAUCGAUUUACCCAUGGACUGCGAAUCGCAUGGACAUUCUCUCAACGAUUUGAAUAAUUUGAUUCAACAGGAGGCUAAGAUGGUGGCCAACGAUGCCAAGGAAACCGAGCGUAUUGAUGCUAAGAAUGCUUUGGAAGAAUUUGUUUAUGACAUGCGCAAUAAGCUACAGGGUGGUCCUUUGGAGCGCUAUGUUGUUGAGGCUGAACGCGAUGCCAUUUGUGCUCAGCUCAAUGACCUCGAAAAUUGGCUGUACGAAGACGGCGAAGAUUGCGAUCGUGAUACUUAUGUCAACAGACUCAAGGCCUUACACAACAAGACGAAUCCCAUUAAGGAUCGUGCCAAUGACUACGAGCUCUGCCCCAGUGUGUUUUCCGAACUUAAACAUGCCAUCAACAAUGCCCAUGUAGCGGUCAACGAAUUCAAAAAGGGCUCCCCCAAAUACGACCACUUGACUGAAACUGAAUUCAUCAACAUUGCCGAACAUGCCGACAAAUCUCAGAAAUGGCUGGACCAGCACAUGGCCAAAUUUGCCGCGUCUCCCAGGACAGUUGACAGUCCCGUCAAAGUGGCGGACAUUCGUCACGAAGUACAAACACUCAAUGCCUGCGUGAAUUCAGUAAUCAAUCGCCCCAAGCCCAAACCAGCAGCCAAACCGGCGCCACCUAAGGACAAUGCAGCCGGGGCCGACCAACACAAUGGCGAAAAUGCCGACAAAAAAUCGGAAGGUGAUAAGACGGCGCACCCCAACAGUGUGCCCGAUGAUUCAACGAUGGACGUGGAGUAGAAUGUGAUCGAGUCGCCGAGUAUAGAUGUAUAGAAAUUAUAAGACAACAACAAGCACACACUCACACACACACACACAGACAGUUUGAUUAGAGCAAAAAUAUUCAAAUAAAUAAUGGCUUUUUAAUAAAAAGCGCAGACCACAACAAUAACAACAAUCUACUAUCCUAUCCUUUCUUCCUCCCCUCUCGCAUUGAUUCAUGCUGCCGCUAAUACUGGUCCUAACUUUCUUAUCACUAAUCACCCAAACCAAUCAACCAACCUAUUAUGUAAUAGUCUAUAUUUUUUUUGUUAAUGUCAAUCAUGAAUACAACGCAAAUAAAUAACUUUCUUAACUCUACACACACACACACACACAGAUGAAAAAUAAACAGAACAAAAAAAAAAAACUCCUAAUCGACCUUUCUCGUCCGAUGUGUAAUAGUUUGUAAAAUUCGCAAACAUUAACUCGGACUAUAUGAAAAUUGAUUAAAUGAUUAUUUUUCUCAUUGCAUUAAUCACAAAUAGACUCAACGACGAGACAUAAACAAGAGUUUGGAGAGAUUGGUUACCUACAUUUGGCCUACACAUACAUAACAUAUAUGUAUUCGAAUUCAGAUGCAUUUAAAAUCCAAUAAAUCGAACCAAUUAUCACACAAUCAAA